AUAGCUCCUUUAAAAUGAAUUAUUUUAUUUUUAAUUUUUUUAUUUACAUAUAUAUUUGUUAAUUUUAUGAAUUAUUAUUUAUUUAUACCAAAAAUUGUUGAUUUAAAAAAUUUUGAUAAAAAUUCUAAUAAAAAUUUAAAUAAAAAAUUUUUAAUAAAAUGAUAA
Messenger RNA from Culicoides brevitarsis, 165 nucleotides. Lineage: Eukaryota; Metazoa; Arthropoda; Insecta; Diptera; Ceratopogonidae. The record is from the annotation of a RefSeq genome assembly.